AUGACACAUACAGGUUUAACACAAGAUCAGAUUCGUAAAGCUGUAUCAGUAUUGCAUCCUAAUUUAACAAUUGAUACAAAAAUUAAAAAUGUGGUACAAUAUACACGUCAGCAAACCCGUACACAGAUUAUUUCUGUUGAUGAUUUACAAUUAUGGUGUAAGGAAAGAAUUAAUUGUCCACCAGCUGACCAAUUGCAUCAGGUUUUUGUACCAUUUUAUGAAGUAAAAGAUAUUGAUAAUAUAUUUGUGUUGUUGGCUGUCGAUUAUUAUAAACGUCAUUUUCAUCCAAUUGGCUUAUGCUUGAUAUCAUCUGAUGAUGCUGCUUCAACAUAUAAAACAUUAUUUCAAGGGGUUCCUACAUAG
Didymodactylos carnosus is the source of this 363-nucleotide messenger RNA. The record is from the annotation of a GenBank genome assembly. Lineage: Eukaryota; Metazoa; Rotifera; Eurotatoria; Philodinida; Philodinidae.